UGUUUGGGUCAAUCGCCGUCCAACCAAAAAUCUGAGAGAAUUGAUAGACGUUGAUUCCAACCAAUGAGAAGUGACAGCGAGUGACAGAUAUAUCACCCAGUCCAGUUUGCGCUCCCACGACACAACUCUGCGAAGCCCAGACGACACAAAAGGCGUGUCUGAAAAAACAUCUGGACCAAUAGUGGAAAAAAGAAGGCGGAGUCGGCUGAUUCGCCGAAAAGGGGGAGAGAUCGCACGGCAGAGAGGUCUUUUCGGGUUUUGGGUUGGGAAAGUUAGGAUGCACCACACGCCUAUUUGAUUGAAACACAGAGCGAAGGCAAAGAUGGGUUUACUGUGAACAAACAGAAGGAAUUGGGGGUUCGGAGAGGACAUUAUUUGUGCUGUUGACAAAAUUAAAAAUAAAGACAAGGAACAAGGAACUGCGAAGAAAAUAAAUUAGGCCACAAAUUAAGCUAGUCCUUGUCUUUUUGUUUUUUUGUUUUUUUUAUUUUUUUGGAACGCAACCCGAAGACAGAGGAGAAACUACCAACUAGCCUACAGCCUCCAGUCCCCAGGAGAGAGAAAGAAAGACAGUAUAGGCUACUGGCUACAGACACUGAAAAGAAAGGACCCUUACAUCGCCGUGGCCCGCAAGAUAGACAGCAAGAGGCGACAAAGGGGAAAGGAAUCCCCCAACUCCGAACAAGCAGGUUGCCAAGGCAACAGGGCCGUGAGGCAGCGGCGCGUCCUGAGAGGGGGGGUUGGUGCCGAUGUGAGCCCCGGAGCCCCCACACGCCCCGACGCUGAGACCCCACGAUCACCCGCCGUCUCGCUGGGGCUCCACACUCACACACUAUCACCCGCCGCCACCACCACACACACAUGUGCAUCUAACAGACCUUGAAAAGAACAACAGAUCACCUGAGAGCGAGAAAGAGAGAGAGAGGAAGAGAUGCUCUGAUCAAAGACAAACACCGACUGGACACACACACAUGCACACACACACACACACGUACAUAUACACCCUCACAGACACACACUCUCAACCUAACACCGUCAAACUGUAACAGAUCCUCCCCCCGGUGUCCUGUCUCUGAGCGAGUCGAGUGAUGAGCGGCGAGCGCGUGCACAGCGUCAACCUGCACAACUUCAGCUCGUCCGUGCUGGAAACCCUCAAUGAGCAGCGCCAGAGGGGACACUUCUGUGACGUCACCGUCCGCAUCCAUGGCAGCAUGCUCCGCGCACACCGCUGUGUGCUGGCCGCAGGCAGCCCCUUCUUCCAGGACAAGCUGCUUCUGGGCUACAGUGACAUCGAGAUCCCGGCGGUGGUGUCGGUCCAGUCUGUGCAGAAGCUCAUCGACUUCAUGUACAGCGGCGUCCUGCGCGUGGCCCAGUCCGAGGCGCUCCAGAUCCUCACAGCUGCCAGCAUCCUGCAGAUCAAGCGCGUCAUCGAUGAGUGCACGCGCAUUAUGGCCGGCACGCCAGGUGGCUUCGGGACGACCUCGGGCUCCACCGGGCACGGCGGCGACUCGUGCCAGGAGACCACGCCGCGCGGCACGCCUGAGUCGGGCACGUCGGGCCCCAGCAGCGACGCGGAGAGCGGCUACAUGAUCGCGGCGCAGCAGCAGCACAGCCUGGAGCGCGUCUACACCUCGCUCUACUCCGGCCUGAGCGUCCAGAACGGCAAGGACAGCGGCGGCGGGCAUCACCAGGGUUACCUGCACACGGGUGGCGGCGGUGUGGGAGUGGGCACCCAGGGCCAGGAGCCCGCCUGGAUCGCACGCAUCCACGAGAGGUCGCAGCAGGCUGUGGAGCGCUACCUCAGUACCACGCCGGAGAGCUCCGGCCACUGCCGCAAGCAGCCUCGCCCCGUCAGGCUGCACCCGGGGGGGCUGCACAUUAAGCAGGAGUCGGAGGAUGACUACAGCAGCUACAUGUCCUACUCGUCGUCUGGGGGCGGGGGCCUGGGUGGCGGGGACGAGGGCUCCGAGAGCGAGCCCAAGGGCGAGAGCUUCGACUCGGGCGUCAGCUCCUCGGUGGGCACCGAGCCGGACUCCGCCGAGCAUCCCCACCAGCAACAUCAGUUCCUGUUCGGGGGCCGGGAGGAGGCCUCGUCAGAUGCGGGACGCCCCUCCCCCACCCACCACGGCCCUCCCUCCUCCCUCUCUAUGGCGCGCAUCGAGGUCAGCGAUUCGUCGCCGGAGCGGACGCUCCACGAGUCGGACGGCCCUCUCGGGUCGGGGUCACUGGCGUCCGGCGCCAGCCCCGUGGAGACGCUGAUCCCGCAGUCGCCGGGGGCAACGAUGCCCUCGGCCCAGCUGUACCUGCGGCAGGCGUGCGAGAGCCCUGCCGGCGGUCUGCGGCUGCCCCUCACGCUCACCAGCAACAGCCCGGUCAUGGGCACCGCCGGCAAUGCCUACGUGCCGGCCAUCUUCGCCGCUCAGCCCUCCAGCGCCUCCAAGCCUUUCCUCUUCAGCCUGCCCCAGUCCAUGGGCUCCGGCGGGGGCGCGGGAGGGCAGUUUGUCACCGUACCCCCCGCGCCCCCCACCCACGGCCCGCCGGGGUUGUCCCCGUUCCCGGGGGGAGGGGGUGGCCAGCCCGGGGGUGCCGGGGGGGUGGCCGGGCAACAGGGAGAGAAGAAGCCGUACGAGUGCACGCUCUGCAGCAAGACCUUCACCGCCAAGCAGAACUACGUCAAGCACAUGUUUGUGCACACAGGUGAGAAGCCGCACCAGUGCAGCAUCUGCUGGCGCUCUUUCUCUCUGAAAGACUACCUGAUCAAGCACAUGGUCACCCACACCGGAGUGCGCGCCUACCAGUGCUCCAUCUGCAACAAGCGCUUCACGCAGAAGAGUUCCCUCAACGUCCACAUGCGGCUGCACCGCGGGGAGAAGUCCUACGAGUGCUACGUCUGCAAGAAGAAGUUCUCCCACAAGACCCUGCUGGAGCGUCACAUGGCUCUGCACGCCGGCGGCGUUGGCGCAGUGGGCAUGAGCGGAGUAGGCGGCGCCAUCUCCGCUGGCGUGGUGGGGGUCACCAGUGGAAUGCCGGGGUUGGGCACGCCCGGCGUUGGAGUGAUCGGCGUUGGAGGAAUGGGCGGAGCUGGAGGGGGAGGGAGCGUGAGUGUGGUGGGAGGGGCCACUGUGAUGGGCGGAGCCAGUGUGAGUGGCGUGAGCGGCAUCAGUGGAGCAGCAUCGGUUGUAACGGGGACAGGGGGAGGGGCGUCCUCCGUGGCCAUGACCCUCUCCGACCCUGGGGUGUCGGCCCUCGCCGUGGCAUCCGGAGGGCCUGGGUCGGUUGGAGUCGGGACAGCGGUGGGCGUGGUGUCUGAAGGAGCCGCCUCCCACCAGGAGUCAACGACAUACGUCUGCUCCGUCUGUCCUGCCAAGUUCGACCAGAUCGAGAUGUUCAACGACCACAUGCGCAUGCACGUGACGGAUGGCUAAGAAGUCGCGUUUCACCAGCCAAGCAGACAACCAAUCAGAAUCCAGUCAGCCCAUCUACACAACUGAGCAGCAGCAAACCCCAACAGUCAAAGCAACAGCAACAGUGUUCUCAUACAAGCCCAACAUUAUCAGCUUACAGAAGACAACAGUUCAAACCCGGAUGUUUUAACAGAAAAUCAAAGAAAAGAACUUCAGUUUGUUUUGGACGAGUGGAGAUGAAAAAAAAUGAAUGGAGGAUAUAAAAACAUACCUAGAAUGGCACUAGAUUUUUUUUUCUUUCUUUUUAUCUUUUUUAAUUGUCUUAAGAGAUCUUUUUGAAGGCAAUGUUUGAAUAUAUAUAUAUAUAUAUAUAUAUAUAAUAUAUAUAUAUAUAUUAUAUAUUUAUAUAUAUGUUGUUAGCACAUGUAUGCUACUACUGGCACAUUUUUGAAAUAUUUUGUCUUUAUUUUAUGAUGUUUCCCAGAGAAAAAAACAAUGUUUUAUGUGUUUUAUGUUCUCCUUACAAUUUAAUUUUUUCGUGUUAAGAAUUCCUUCAUUGUUGCCUUAAAGGCUGAUGCACAGUAACAUUGGCUGACCAAUCCACUGGUUGGAUUUUGUUGUCAUCGUAGUUACUAGUCGGCCUCUAAACACACCGAUAAAAAAAGGUAAAUAUUUGUUCAUGCUCUGACUGAGCUUAAAAAGGUAAAUAUUUGUUCAUGCUCUAAAUGAGCUUAAAAAUAAGUCCUAUGUUUAUUGCAGAUUUCGUUAUGUGUUAAACACUACCAGAAUCUGGCGGGGGGGAAAAAGAGAAACCUAAGAUACAAAACACCCACACCACACAAGAAGCCAGUUCUGCAAUGCCCUAAAACAGUACAAAGCACUGUAAGUGCAACGUCCACACACACCCAAAGCCAGUUCUGCAAUGCCCUAAAACAGUACAAAGCUGUAAGUGUGACGCCACGUUCAACACCUGUGAAUGUGCCCAGACACACAGAUCGACAGUGUCCAUGAUCUAGUGUCAUAGUAUUAUUGUACAAUACAAUAUUCCCAAAACAUUGCCGUUUUAAAAUUUUGCCGUGUAGAAACAAAAACGGAAUAGCUAAGAAUAUACGUUUGGAAUUAGCAUCCUUCAAAUUUUAUUUGUAGACCGAACUUUGGAUAGCUGAAAAGCAUUCAAACAUUACUGUGGUAUCAUGUUGACACAAUUUUUUAUUACGUUUUUCGACGACACACAAAAAAAAAAAAAUAGUAGAAAAAUAUUGAGACACAGAUAUGCCUUGUUCAUUUUUUCAUCUGUGUGGGGAUUGUAAAACGUGAGAAUUGUCAACACUGGGUUUGUGAUUAUUGACGAUUAUUGUUAUUGUUGUUACGAUAAUAAUAGUUGUUGCUGUUAUUUAUUGAGCGUUUGCUGAUAUGUGGGAAUAUGUGGUAAAAUGGAAAGCAAUGUUGCAGCUGUUGUCAUGACAAUUAUGAUUGUCAUUUUAAAAAAAAAAGUGGUACAAUUCGGCUUGUGUUUGUUAGAUGUUGGAAAACUACAGAAAAGACAAAAAAAAACCGAUUCUUUCACGUAAAAUUGAAAGAAUUAUGCUUUCACAAAAUAUUUUCAUUUUGUUUUUAUGUUUUAAUUUUGACUUAAUUUACAAUUAUUACCAAUAAUUAAGAAUAUUUUAUAGUCACAAAAAGCUUGAAGGUCAACUCUUUCCACAGUGUGUGCUCGUUUUUAUAAAUAUCCAAAGUAAAAAAAAGUGGAAAAAGAUUCUACAUGCUUUAACGCACAUUAUAUUUGAUUGGUUUGACGUUUAGUCCUGCAUCGCACUGCCACAAUAAUCCUUUAGUGCAAAAAACACAACAACACAAAUAAAUAAAUCAUGACUGUUUCUGAAGACCUCUUCCACUGAAACCAUACAUGCACACAGUUAAAUUCCAGAAGUAAACUGAAAUAUUUUCCAGCUUUAACCAAGAAACAUGAACAUCUUUUGAAAAUUGUGUUCAUAUUAAAAAGUUUGAUUAUAAUCAAUAAUAAUAAUACAGUUUUAUUAUUAUUGUUAUUUCAUAAAUAACAAAAAAUUGACAUGAAGUGCGAAGCUAAGCUAAUGCCUGCUUUUAUCAUUUUCUGGCACCUUCUGAAAAAUAAUUUCUUUGUCUUUUAUCCCAAAAUAACUUGAUCAAAGUGAACUUUUUUGUGUUGCACUUAGAAGUAAAGCAGUCGACCACAAAAUAUUUCCACUCUUUAAUUUUUUUGCAAACAUAACUUCUUCUCAACAAGAGAUUUGGUCUGUUAUCAAAUUGUCCUCCAUUAUUAUUUUUUGUUUCAAACACAGAAAAUGAGUAUCAUCACAGGGGUUGGUUGUCCCGAAAGAGCCAUUAAAUAUGGACUGUUUGUAAAAUUAAAUGUCAUUGUCCAUUCAAUUUCCAUGCUGUAUUUCAUUUGCCCCAUGCUCUAGAGAGGCAAUCCUUGUUGGAAUGCUUUAUCUGAACUGCUUAGCGAUCAGGGCGACAUUAACACAUCGGGCCUCUGCCGUACUCCCACCCUACUCCUGUCAUUAGAACAAACCCCCGAUUCAAUCAGUCACCCCUUUCAACAAACCCCCAAUUCAAUCAAUCACCCCUUUCAACAAACCCCCAAUUCAAUCAAUCACCCCUUUCAACAAACCCCCAAUUCAAUCAAUCACCCCUUUCAAAUGUUAAUUAGUCAAGACAUGGACAGCCCACCCCUGUGAAACUAUAUCUUGUCAACUCUUAGAACUCUGCAAUUUUUUUUCUGUCUUUGUAGAUUUGACCAAAAAUGACCAUUUUAUGUCCAAUUUUACUUUGUUUUUGUUGAAUGUAAAACUUGAGAAAUAAUCCCUUUUCCUGCCUAAUAACCAGCGAGAGAGUAGACAGGGCACUGCACCGCCACCCCUCUCUGGUGGGUUUCGUCUGCCCCCAACCCCAACCUUAGACUGUAAUAAGGGAAGAGUCCUGUCUGUUUACAUGACUAUAUGAGACGCCUAGACAAGGCAGUACUGAUUUGGCUCCUAUUUAACAAAUGCACUAUCGCUGCUUGUUCAUUUCUUCCUCUUCAAACUGCUUGACACAGGCUGUCAGAGAUGAAUGUUUGGCAUGCUAUAACAUAUUCCCCCUCCCAUAGCUCCACCACCAAACCCCCAAUGAUUGCAAUUCUCAUGUACGGCUGCCAUUAAAAACAUCAGCCAACAUAACACUCCUGUAUGAGGCCGAUGCACCCCUGAGGAAAAUAAAUAAAAUAAGAUAAAAUUAAAAAACAUUCACAACAGCAACAUACAACAAGACACUGUCAGAUAUGCAAUUUAAAGACCACCUUCAGGAAAUACAGCAGUGUCAGUCAGGCAGAGCAGCUUGAAGUACAGGAAAAGGUUGGCUGGUUUGACUAGUACAUGCAGUAGUAUUUUCAUUUGGGCAAAACUCACAUCACAAACCUUCUAAUUUUUUUCCAGAUGGGUGAUCUUUUCUUGAUUUUUUUUUUUGCAUGCUUAGUGCUAUCCCAGCAAUUCAUGUUUUUGUAUUUAAAGUUUAAAGGUUAGCUUCAUGUAGUGCACUCCUAUCAUUUUUUUGUCCAGUCUUGUCCAAACCUUUAUCAGUAUGCUGAAAUUUAGAUAGUGAAUCAUUAAAAUGUUAAAAAUGCACCUUCAGCAGUUUCAUACAUUCCUAUGUGCAGUUUGGGCAGACUAGCUGAGAGAUGUAUGUUAAGCCUGAUCACCCAAAUGCUCAGAUGGUCUGAUCUGAUCUGAGCCCUGGGCGUCCAGACUGCUGCCGCCGCCCCAGUCAGUGAGCAACGUGAGGCUACAGCCUGGGUUCAUUGGCAAAUCAGUGAGCAGCUUGAGGCUACGUCCUGGGCUCAUUGGCCAAUCCUGCUGCCACUCAUUUUGCCUUGAAGGUGGCACAUAAGAACUAGCAAAGACCCCCCCCCCCCCCCCCCUUCUCCAAACACACACAUGUACAAACAUAUUUGGGCUUUUUGAUACUUUAACCAAUGUGGCUUCUGAUACAACAAUAAUAGACCAAUAAAAUUAACCUUUUUUUUUUAUCCAAAAGCAACAAAAAACACAGAAACAUGGAAGAUGCCAGAUUGGUAUCAACAAGGAAAUGUAGAGUUAAUGUGGGAGAUAUGCUACAUUUUUGCUUUUUUUCCCAUUUUAUUUGCACAUUCACUUCCUAAAUGUUGCCUGUGCUUUUGUUUUAUAAAUGUAAGAAAAAAAACAUGAAAAUGUGUUGAAUUGUUUUUAGUGUUGUCUUUGAUUUUCUGCUUUUGUAACUUUUAGUUUUUUUCUGUGUGAGACAGUGAAACAGUGAUUUUGUAAUUUCUGUCAGAUUUUGUUUGUUUCAAGUUCUGUUGUCGUUCAUAUAAAGGAAUAUUGUUUUUGAAUGGAUGAAAAUGUAAAACAUGAAACAGAACUGUGGCUUGAAAGAAAGACUGUCACCUUUCCUCCUGUUUAACAGGGGGUUCUGUUGCAUAUUUUUGCGGAAAGAAAAUGUUGCAUCUACAUUGCACUGUUUUUUCGAUAAAUUUAAUACCCCACGAAGUGCACUAUUUACUGUUUUAUUAAUAAUUGUGAUUACUUCUUAUUAAUUAUCAUCACAAUGCGAUUUAUGAUGCUGUUACACCGAAAAAGAUUAUAGUGUUUAGAGAUGAAUAAUUGCAAAUAUAUAUUUUUAUUUGUUUGUUGUUUUGAGGUUGGAAAUUUUCAAGUGAAUUUGGAUGGGUGACUAGGGGGAAGUUGAGAGGGUGUUUAAAAUUAUGCUCUUUGUUUAAUUGAUUUUACUAUUUUGAAGCAGUGUAGUUUUGUUGUCAGAGCUUGUUUGUUGUCUGUUAUUUUGUCCUUUCUUUGACUGAUUUGCCUCUAGCAUCACAAUUGUUCACGUUUUCUUGCAUCUCCUAAACUUACCUUUCCUCUACUUACUUUACAGUUACUUGUUUGGUGGCUUCCUUCUAAUCCUGUGUCAAAACUUGUGACAGUAAAAAAAAUUACAAUGCAGAAUAAGAUAACACAUAGCUUGACUUUGAACAUCUUAACGUUAAAACACAUUAAGUGUAUCAUCUUUAUAAACUUGUGUUGCUGUUGAUGAUCAGUAGGGCAGGUUAUGAGUGUCGUCGUUCUGGCUGAGUUCUAAACCCAAAGCUAUCGAUGGAGCUUCCAAACUACUGCCGCCGUAGAGGAGCACUGUUCCAGUCACCGUUGCACCCUCACAUACACACACACCGGAUCCAAGCCCUUCACCUGAGGGAAAUGUUAUGUGAUCUGAGCAUGACCUUAAGUCAGUACAGCCUAAUUUAGUACUGAUGUUAACUGAUUUAUCUCAAGUUUAAAUGUUAUGCACACAUGGAGAAUAGCCUACAGUUUUAAUCCUGGCUAAAUUAACUUAAGCUCCACACACACACACACACACACACACACACACAGACAGCUUGAGGUGAUUAGUAUUACCCUAUGAGACUUGAGGUAGCACGCUUGGCUACAGUGCUAGGAGCUAAGUCAGUAACCCAGCUGCUAACUCUGCCACAGAGCCAGGUGACCAGGUGCUAUCGAGACUGAAGCCCUGUAAAGUGGGUCCAAACUAUGGCGCCACCUUCCUGUGGCUCAACAAAACAUUACAAAAUUUCCUUGAAAAUGAGAAUUUCUAAAUUCGUGCUGGCAAACAAAUGUACGACGAGCCGCACUUCUUGCUGUGGCACUGGUUAUCACAGAACUUUGAUGUUGUGAGCCAUUCUGUACUCAUCUGCGGCAACAUGCUAAAACGCUAGCUAGUUAGCUUGUGUGAAGUUAACAUCCUUGCAAAUGUGCCAUUAAGAUGCAAGCUAGUUAGCUUGUGUGAAGUUAACAUCUCUGCAUAUGGUGCCAUCAGGAUACUAGCUGGUUAGCUUGCUUAGAUGUAGCUGUGCUCUCAGCUACCCUCUGUAAUGAUGCAAUGGCAGGCAACAGGACAUCAGAGAUGUCUUAGCCCAGCACUCCCAAAGGGCCACCAGCUUCCUGCUUUACACUGGGAAAACCCUAUAGGAAGAUCAAUCAGUCACUGUGCAUGUAUAUAUUCACACACAUUUUCUCUGACACACACAAACACACAUACACACACACCUGCCUUAAUUCUAAUUCCAGUAAAUGCACUAUUUGGUUGAAGAGGUGCUUCAUUGCUGUCCUACUAGAUAUCAUGAGUUUUAUGUCAGAAGAUAUUUGUGUAGUAUUAUAUAAUGACCACAGUAACAAUUCAGUGUCCACUUCAGAGGGUUUGGUUGUUGUGUGUUGGUUUUAUGAACAAAUUGGGUGUUGUUUCAGUAUGAACUUCCUGUUCUCCUAUUGGUAGAGGACUGGUCUGGUUGAGGAAAGAACGAGAUAGAGAAGGGACUUCUUAAUAUGGCACUUAAAGAUAAUCAUAAUUUGUCUUAAAUAUGUCUCAUUUGUAGUCAUCGUCUCCUGAAGUUAGCCCCUUUUAUUUGGUGUCAAGCGUUUUGCAGAUUCACAGUCCUUUGCCAGCAUUUAACAUCCUAUGUAGUCACCUUAAUAUCUUGUGUUACACCUCCAGCUAUGCCUUCCUCCAAUAUAUAUGUCAUUUGUAUGUGUGGGUGGGGACAGGGGUGGGGGGUGUUGUCACGGUGAUAUGGUGGUCAGGAAAGGAUUGUUGUUCCCUUACCUUAAGCUGAUGAUAAUUCACAUUCUUUGUCUGGUGUGGGUAAAUAGAAGAAAAAAAAUGACCAAAAAAAAAAACAAGUAAAAAAAAAUGAAGCACAGCUUCUUUCAAUGAGUCUGUUGGUAUUUCGUAUUCCAAGUUCCUUUGUGUUCUGCUGUUGAUGACCGGUGUGGUUCAGCACUGUCCUCUGUGCAUCUCUAGUUUAGUGUAGAGGCCGAGGUCCAUACUCCUCACACGCCAUCAAAAUUUUCCUUUUCAGUAAGCUUCACAAGUAAAUACUAUAAACAGCAGUUUGCAUACAGUCUUCUUUCACUUUGAAAUCCGUCAUUUUGAAAAAUAAUAAUAGUAGUGUACACAUAUAUGUACUUUCAUAGUCACUCUUCUCAUAAUACAUUUUUACAGCAUAGUUUUUCUGUUUUAUUUUUGUUCUGUUUUAAUAGUAACCAUAACAGUAGUUGUACCAGUACCAGCGGGUGUGUAGGGACGUAGCUUCUGUCUUGUGUGGGGUUUUUGUGUCAGGUCUCCUUUCUGGUAUUUCAUUGUGCUCCGUCGUGAUUUUUUACUUCUCUCAGAUUCCUUCCUGUUUUGUUGAGGUGAUGCACACAGUGGACGUCUUCCUGGAUGUUUUUGACUGAUGUGGAUUUCUGUGUUACCGGCCGUUGGCUCCUUGUCAGUCAGUCCGCGUACAGAGAGGCAAGAGAGGAAGGUGCAGGAGAAACAGCCAUGAAAGAUACACUUCUCACUUCUGUCUUGGUAUGUCUCUUUAGUAUACUCUUGGCUUCCAGAUUUGCCUGAAACCAAAUCCACAGCAUGACGUAUACCACAGAUGUAUUAUGCCAUGUUUGAGUUGGAGUCAGUUUUCUGUCAGGGUGAGUGCCGUACAGACACAUACCACGGACGUAUAGCGCCAUGUUUGUCUGAGUUGGAGUUAGUUUUCUGUGAGUGGGUGAGUGUCGUAUAGUCAGUGAGGUCAAACACUGUUCUUUGCACCUGAGAUAGCUUGCCUUAAUGUUGUUGCGUGUGAUGGAUGUGGCUUGAGUACGCAAGUGUGGCUUGAGUAUGUUAGGUUCUUCUAAUUGGCCUUUCUUUAUAGCAGCAAUUGGCAACUCAUUGUCCGCUCACUGUCAGGCACUUUUGCAGCGUUCUGGAACUAAAGUUGGUGGGAGGGUGACCUAACCGUUCUUCUGAUGCCUUCAGUGAACCACUGUGACAUUAACCUGGACUCUUGUGCCAUCAUCAGACCAACCUGUCCGAUAGGGCCAUUCUUAAACUCCACAUACGAUUAGUUUUGUGACCAAAUGUGACAUUGUAGAAAUGCUGUGUCAUUGCGAGUGUUCCUGCAGUACUUCAUCUCAAAACUGUGACGUUACACCCAAGGAAAUUAUUUGGCCAUGCCCUGUAAUUCCAACUUUAUGCAACUUUCCAUGACAUCAUUUUUGAGGAGAGAAAAAUUGUUCAUAGUAGUAUUAACAAUCCCACAAUUCUGUGUGUCAUAACUGAAAGCUCUGGUUUAUCCAGUUCUUUUUCUUAUUAUAGAACAAUUAUAUGUAGAAGCAUAAAUAAUGAAUAGCAGACAGUGGAAUUUUAAAUACUGCAUGAGACCCAGACCUAGUCUGCAGACGCAAGUGCCUAUGAGAAGCACAGCUAUAUGCAGGACCCCUAGUGUCGUCCUUCUGUAGCGGCUCCACCCACACCCCACUCACACCGUUAGCAGAAAUACCGAGAGAGAAAAGCUGUUAGUAUUACCAGUAAUCUCCAGAGCCGGACUCGAGCACUGUCUGAUCUCUGAAUAAGACCGUUUGUGCCCUGACACCCAGGCCAGCUGACUCUGACACACCCCUGUGCUGAAUGACCAGUCUAGGGUUACUGGUCUUCAGUGAACAGUUUGGAGCAUACUGAUCCUGAUUGGCCAGUCUGGAGAGACCAGUUCAGAGUAUAUUUGUGCUGAUUGGCCAGUCUGCAGAGACCAGUUCAGAGCAUACUGGUGCUGAUUGGCCAGUCUGGAGAGACCAGUUCAGAGUAUACUGGUGCUGAUUGGCCAGUCUAGGGUGAAACAUUACUGGUGUUGAGUGACCAGUCUAGGGUGUAACGUUAUUGUUGUUGAGUGACCAGUUUAGGGUAUAACAUUAUUGUUGUUGAGUGGCCAGUUUAGGGUAUAACAUUAUUGUUGUUUGAGUGACCAGUCCGGGGUGUCCAGAGUCAGACGGUUGCUGGGUUUCCACUGCCAUUAAUUGACUUGCUUUUAACUUCAAGAACACUUUUAUAUUCAUCUAAAGAGUAGUGCAAGCAAUAAUGACCUAACUCACCAUAAUCAGCAAGCCCGGAAAAAAUCCAAUACUGUACAUUAACGGUGUGAGGUUCUUCACUUACUGUAAAUCUCACCUGAUCACAUGUAAACUAAUAUAAUAUCUCUGCCUGUCCUGACAUUUAAAUGACACCUCACCGACAUCUUUCAGAACUAUUCUCUUCUAAUUCAGAGUAUUACAUACAUACUGUUAAGCCUCUUAAUAUAAUCACUGAUAUGUUCAUAUGUAAUAAUUCACUGCUUGCAAUGUAGUAAUAUAACACAUUAAAGGCUACUAACACAACAUAAUCCAAAGACUAGACAGUUAAAAAAAAAAAAUACAUAUAUUUACUUCAUUACACAUCAUUAUGUUGUAUGAUAUUCUAUUUUACAGUUGUACAAUAAUAUAUAUUAUACAUACAUAUUUUACAGGCUACAGUCUAUACCGUAAAGCAGUGGUCAGCAUAUACAAGAAAAAAAUAUAAGGUUAUUAAUGCAAAUUUCACAUAACUGUGGUGUUUUUUUAUGAUUAUUUUAUUACUUUAUUUUGACAUUGUUUUAUUCAGAUGAGAGUCUGUUGAUCUGUUUCGCUCCAGCCACUUACAAACAAGACUAGUCCCAGCUGAACCCAUGUGACGCUGUGGAGGUUUUACAGGAACGUGUCAUUGUGUAGGUGUAUUAGAAUGGAAAUCGUAUCAGUUAAUUAGCAUCUGCAUUCAUGUUCCAUUGGCGGUCUCCGUAGCUCCAUCUAUGUCUGUUAUGCCCCUACUGUAGAUGUGGUUUGAGAGCCUGACAUUGAGAAGGCAUUGCACCACUGCUCAGGUCACUAGAGAAGAGUAAGUCAACUAACACAUACUGAUACCAAUUCAGUUUUGCACCCUGACCUUCUUAAUCACACUUGCCUAAACGUUUUAGUAGACAAUUUAUAGUACAAACAUUUUUGACAUACAAAAUCAUAGACCCAUACACACACACAUAUACACAGUAUUCUAGAAAACACUGAAGAAAAAUGCCAUUUUGUAAAUUAGAUUGUUUACACUCCUUAUUUCUAAAAAAUAAAUACUGCCAGCAGCAUUUAAAUUUAAAAAUCUAAAAAUAAAAAAAUAGGAAAUGUCUACUUUCUUAAACUACACUAACUUCCGCAACUUUGUAGUCAUACUGAAAAACAAAUACAAUGCAAAAAGUAACAUUUCCAGCAUUGAAAUCGCCAGCUUGAAUUUCACUGCCUGUAGUAUUGCUGAUUAGUGAUUACUGUUGUUGUUGCAACCAGCAAUAUUUUUGCAGCUUUAACUUGAAAGGCCGAAUAUUGGCAGAGACUUUAAAACGCUUGCAGAACCACAUUUUGAGGGACAGGACGUCCCUAAAGUAAAGAAGUUGUUGAGAGUACUGUUAAUUAUCAAUAUAAUUUCAGAAUAGCCACCCCGUAAUAUUACUAUUGUGUACAGUAAUCUGGCCUGUCUUUACUCUACAAAUGCUAGAGUAGAGUGAAGAUGUUUCUCACAUUGCUAGCACCUUGCUCUAAUGAAUGAGCCACAAUCGGAUGAAAUGCUGCAGUUCUGUUUUUAUUGUGUUUGUUGGGUUUUUCGUUUUCCCCUUUGUUUGAAAGAUGUCCUAUUUUGUCUACUAUUCUGACACUACUGUGAUGUGUUUUGCAAAACAUUAAAGUAGAAUGGAACAUUGUUUCCUGGGUUUUUGUACCUUCUUACUUAUUUUCCAUAGGCUGAACAGAUUGUGCCACUGUAGGCCUCUUGUGUCCACUGUAGAGCGUGGCUAGGCUAACGUGGCUAUGCUAGUUGUACCCUUCAGCAAAUAUGAUAUAAUAUCUGGGUACGUUUCCAAUGUAACGAAUGCUCACCUGUUUGCUUUCCACCAGCAGAUAGAUUGCUCUGUUGAUUUGCCAAAGGAAGUGAGAAACCUGACUCUUCUUUCUGUGUAAUUUGUUGUUGGGACAUUUGAUUUAAAAAAAAAGAAACUAAGAAAAUAGAAAGAAAAAUACAUGAUGCAGACAUUGGCUGUCCAGGUCAGAUUGAUAUUGUGUAACACCAAGAAUGUCAGAGUAUAAGGAAAGUUUGAAUGUAGACAAAUUGGUUUGUGCUGUGACUUCGGUUACAAACACUGGAAAUGAUUCUUGGGAGAGGUCAUACAAUGUUUUGUUUUGUUUUGUUUGCUGUUUGUUUUAUUUUUUGCAAAUGACCACAAGAACUGCUUUUGCACUUUGGUUGACCUGUAAAAGUGGUGCUGCCCCUUUGAGCUGUUGGUGUUUUCCGGAUUAGGCAAUACACAACCACAUACUUAACCCCCCCUUCUCUGUCUUUCAAAAAAUUGUGACGUGGCGUCCCAUGUAAGUCUUGGGAACCCGUGUGCUUUUUCAGCAGCCUACAUGAAGAGUUUGGCCUUUAAAUACCCCAUUUACUUAGUCGCUAUCUUUCGAAAUAGUUCAAUCUUUGUGUGACCAAAAGUAAUAAACUUUAUAUUUUUCCCAUAACCAUAUAAUUCAUAGAAAUAAAUAUUUUUUACAACAAGUGGUAAAAUUUUUGUCUUUUCCAACAGCUUUAGUUUACCCUUAAAAAUCUAACAAAAAUAAUCUGACAAAAUAGCUGACACACAAAAUGACUCAACAUUUUUUAUGUUUCCAAAAUUCCUUUAAAAAAUUUUAAAAAAGAAAUAAGAAAAAGAAAGAAAGAAAUUUAUACCCCUGGAUAAAUAUGUUGAAACCACUGUCUAAUGUGUCGUAUAAACCACUACAAGUUAAACAAAUCGACUUAAACACACUUUUAAUGGACAGCCUGUUGUGGCAACAUUGUCUCCAAAACAAAACACAAAAUAACAAAAAUUGAUAAACAAAGAACUGCCACUUUUAUGAACUAGACAAGAGAUUUGCACUAAAGAAAAAAAAAAUCUCCUGCCCAUAACCUGGUCUCAUUGAUUGGGCAAGGGGGAAAUAUCUUCCAUUUUUUUAUUAAAUAGCAAUAUAAAACCAAGAGAAAUGUCGGAACACAUUCAUCAACCACAUUCUGAAUAAAAGAAAGAAAUAAGUGUGCACUGAUGAUACUAUAUUACAUGUUUUCAUUUUGUGUGAAGGAACUGGUCUCUGAGGAGAAUGUUUUUUUUUUUUUUGUAUUUAUUUUUAUUGUUAUUUACUGUUAUUGGCCUUUUCUGAGUGUAAUAGAAGUAAAAUCAGUCUUUUCCUCGUCUCGAAAUGGUGGUUGUCUUUCUUUUCUUUUUUUUUGUUUAACUAAAAAAAACAAUCUCCCUUUGUAGGAUUGAUCCUUAAUGCCCAUGCUUAACACAGAUCCUUGCUUAACACAGAUCCUUGUGAUAUUAAGGGUUCCUUGUGCUGGCCUCAGCAUAUAGCUUAUGUGAAGUUUUUCCCCACGUGCUGGUAAUGUUCAUGCAGCAUACGUGGACAUACAGUAAUAGACAAUCCACUGAAUGUUGUUAUGGAAAAUAAUGGAAAAUGAAGUGACACAGUUGAGUUAAAUUUGAAAUAAGUAAACCAGCAGUUCUAGACAUGCCACUACAAAAAGUUCAUAUUUUACCAGUUUUCCUGCAGGAGUGUUUCCAAAGGGAGAUUGUAUAGAUCAACAGCCAAAUUCAUGUUCGAGUACCUUAAUCAGCAUGUUAUGGACAUAAUCGGCCUUUCUGUGCUAACUGUGUUUAUCAGGCCUGUGGGAAAGAUGUCAGGUGAGAAAGGGGGCGAAGACAAAUGUGAAAUGGUAAAAGUUUUUUCCAGAAGAUAGUAUUCAGCCUCCUGUGCUUACUUCUUAUGUUUCUAUCACCAGAGGUAUUUGUAGCUUGUGUUGUAUUGUUGGUAAUCCAUCAAUAGACUAUUUCUAAACUAUACGAAAAACUGCUGGAGUUAGUUUUGAGCGAAUAAAUAGCCCAGUAUCUGAAAUAAUGUGCAGUUUUAUUUUUACACCUUUAUAGAUGUUUGUGUUGGUUUUAUUUAAGAGGGGAAGACUAGCAACAUUCUUCAGAUUUUUCAGUUCUGAUUCCUCGGCACUUUUGUUGAUGUGACAGUGUGUUUUAUUUGUAUCAAGGGAUUUUUUUCCUUCCGCCGUUGUUUGUUUUUGUCUACGAAACAAAACAAAAAAAUAGAACACGUAAUAAAAUGAAUAAUGUUUCUCUUGCCAGCGUGUGGUGACUUUUUUAUAUCUAGAGAAUCAUUUCAAUGUGCCUUCUUCUCUUUUCUCUUUGUAACUCUUGGUGAAGCUAUUCGUAGUUAAGAUGCUAGCAUAUAUAUCUGUAAAAUUAAUGAGUACCAUGGAAAAAAACAUUUGGAAAACCAGCUUGAGAUCAAUGUUCUUUGCACUAUAUACCCCCCAAAUUGCUUUUAUCUGGUUGUUUUUUUUUUUUUGUAUCGUGAUGUGUAUUUAUAAACGGAAACAAAUAAAUGAAUCAAAUUAAAA
Molecule: messenger RNA, 16739 nt
Organism: Alosa sapidissima (American shad)
Lineage: Eukaryota; Metazoa; Chordata; Actinopteri; Clupeiformes; Clupeidae
Gene: zbtb20
Product: zinc finger and BTB domain containing 20
Exons: 8
Coding region: 1089-3425 (778 amino acids)
Biological process (GO): regulation of cytokine production; regulation of immune system process; negative regulation of transcription by RNA polymerase II
Molecular function (GO): protein binding
Source: RefSeq, a predicted model, not a curated record